CUCUUGAAGACACACACUCUCUCUCCCCCUCUACAAGUUCUAUUCUCUCUCUUUCUCAAACUCUUUGCUUUCUGUGUUUUUGAGCGAGAAACGAGAAUAGAAAGCGACAAUGGCUUACUCAAGCGUGGUGCUCGUGAUGAUGUUUGCUUUGGUGGCUGGAUCGGCUUUCGCUCAGUCUCCGGCAUCGUCACUGACUGCUUCUCCUACUAAGUCGCCAACGGCUUCUCCUCCGGUGGCCACUCCCCCAUCUCCAACACCUUCUCCAUCCACCACUCCUUCUGCCCCUGCUCCCGCCCCAUCCACCGUAUCACCACCAGCCUCUACUCCAUCUCCUACAUCGGCUUCUCCUCCCGCACCUCCAACGAGUCCUGCUUCGGCACCCACCACUGGUGCCUCACCGUCUCCUUCCAUCAGCACUCCUCCCUCAGAGCCUCCGUCUCCUAGCGCCGCCGCUUUGAACACGGUCACUUUUACCGGAUCUGCAGCCGCGGUCUUCCUUGGUGCUUUCUUGCUGCUCAAGAUCUGAUCUGCUCUUUUCUCCUUUGCCGGACUUGAAUAUUUUAGGGUUUAUUUAGUAGGAUUUUUUUUUUUUUUAGAUUUUCUUUUUGUUAUCUGAAUUUUUCGGCCAUGGUGACCAUUGAUGAUUUUAGUGGCUCUGUUUCACUGUUGAUUUAAUUCCUUUAUGAAUUCUUUUUUCUAUGAUUAAUUCCUAUAUUUUUU
Molecule: messenger RNA, 720 nt
Organism: Vitis riparia (riverbank grape)
Lineage: Eukaryota; Viridiplantae; Streptophyta; Magnoliopsida; Vitales; Vitaceae
Product: classical arabinogalactan protein 9
Exons: 1
Coding region: 110-526 (138 amino acids)
Source: RefSeq, a predicted model, not a curated record